GGCGUAGCAGAGGUUGCCACCCAACACUUUCCCGUCAAACGUUGUGACGCCAUUUUAGACAGCUCUAUGUAGUUUGUUAGGAACCAAAAGUCCUCUUCACUACUUUAAAUUUCGUGACUUCACAAGGCACUGCGUCGAAAGCUGGAAGAGGACACUCUCAACCAGAUAUCAAAAAAGUUGUAACAAUGGUUGCAAUUAGUUACAUGUGUUCAUCUGAUAUCUGUCAAGAGUCACUAUAUUUAAAUUGAACAUGCGUAAAGAUUGUCGAUGAGUGUAGGGCUAGGAAGUGUUGAAUAUUGAAGAGGAAAUAAAAUUUGUGUGAAUUGAUAGGGUAGCUUUGCCAAUAUGAUUGUUUUAAGAAAUUAUCGCAUGUCCAAAGAAGUCUGCACAAUGAGGCCAUUUACAUUAUUUGCUCAGAUGUCAACAAUGAACAAUAGAUUACCAGUUAAUGCUGCCGACGCCGGGGAAAGUGAGGUUAAUGUAGGAGAAACGGUACAGUUUAGUGAAGAAGAACUGGAAGCAAUACGGAAUAAAUCUCGACUGCGUAUUAGCGACCGUAAUUUAAUUCACAAUAAUGUUCCGUACCCACGACCAGUUGCUGAGCAUCACUAUACAGUUAAAUAUAAGCGGCGGCUGUACGGCCGGUAUGGAGCUGAAAGUGGGGUAGAUCCUAGAAUAUGUUGGCCGUCAUCAGAUGAUUUAACGAUCAUGCGAGAAUAUGAAUCUGCUUCGAGGCCUCAUUCUCUUCAAGAAAUGAUUAAUAUUAACCUGGAAAGUAAAGCAGCAGAGAGAAAACGGAUUAUUCUGAGGGAGCAGGAGAUGGCCACAAAGCUGGCAAAAUUAGAAAAAAUGAAAGAAGAAUUAAAUGCAAGAAUAAGAAAGAGAGAAGCUGAUGCUCUUGUGGCUAAAGCCAAGAAAGAUCGACUAAUUGAAGAAGUUCGACGAUAUUUUGGUUUCAAAGUAGAUCCAAAAGAUGAACGAUUUAAGGAGAUGCUUGAAAAGAAAGAGAAAGAAGAAAAGAAACUUGCCAAAGAAGCUAAGAAGAAGGCUAGAGAAGCCAAAUAUUUGUCUCAGUUAGUGGAAGCUUCAGGAAAACCUCAAGAUACAAACUCUGGCUGAAGGUCUCUGUGAUAUGAGUAGUAAGAAGUCAUCUACCCAUCCUAGUCUAACAAUUGUUUGUACAUCGGAACAAGGGCUUUGUGACCUAUGCCACCUUUUUCUUCUUGUGAUCGUGUUUUUCAAAACCCAGAAUUUUAAAUUGAGCAUAUGAAUAUGUAUCCCUACUUAUGAAAUUAAUUGUUAAAACUACAAUACUGAUAAAAAAAACUGUUCAGUGCAAGGGAUGAUUUGAAUCCUGACUCAAACAAAUGUGUGAAAGACAACUAAGUUUAUUUCUCAUAAGAUAGAUCAACAAUACAAUAAAGAAUAAUCCUUCAUUUAUUGAUUAUUAACAACGAAAUGUCUCCUAAUUUCUAUCGUUUUCCUUGUUUAGGAUCACUUCAACAUUUCAGUUCUUCUUAAUUAAAAUUCCAUAGAAUUUCUGUAAUGUACACACAUUUGCAUUUAAAAUAUCUCAUUUGAGUAUAAAUCUAUUA
This is a messenger RNA of Gryllus bimaculatus (two-spotted cricket), 1595 nucleotides long. The record is from the annotation of a GenBank genome assembly. NCBI's taxonomy places the organism in Eukaryota, Metazoa, Arthropoda, Insecta, Orthoptera, Gryllidae.